Dendroctonus ponderosae (mountain pine beetle) is the source of this 1593-nucleotide messenger RNA. Its product is annotated as peroxisomal biogenesis factor 19. The record is from RefSeq and is a predicted model, not a curated record. Gene Ontology annotation, biological process: protein import into peroxisome membrane. NCBI's taxonomy places the organism in Eukaryota, Metazoa, Arthropoda, Insecta, Coleoptera, Curculionidae. Gene Ontology annotation, cellular component: peroxisome; peroxisomal membrane. The coding region runs from base 215 to 1090 and encodes 291 amino acids. The transcript is spliced from 7 exons.
UUAUUAAGACAUUGACAAGUAUGUCACGUUAUUUCAUAUGACCCUAUGAUCUGACCGUAUUUCAGAUUUAAAAUUACAUCACGUUUCUCCAAAAUUUUCAGCAAAUAUCACUUAUUGAGCUGAAGGCUCUACAGCGCUCCCAAUUAAAUCGUUAUUAAAUUACGCAAUGCACUUUGAGUCAUAUUGAGAAGAGAAUCUAAAAAUCAACAAAAAAAUGAGUGAGCAGAAGAGCACCCCAAAAAACGACGAUAAGGAGCUGGCCGAUUUACUUGAUAGUGCUCUGCAGGACUUUGGAGAACAGGCUGGCCCCAAAAAUGAUAAGGAAACCAAACCAGAUCCAGCUAAUGACCAGGCAACUAUUGAAACAGAUGUUCCCCAAGAAUGGUCUACUGAAUUUGUUCAACAAGCCGCCCUUCAGUUUGAGGAAAACUUCGCGAGACUGUUAACUGGAGGUGGUGCCAAUAGUGAAAUCUCCCCCGAUGUGGUCCAGGAAAAAAUGAAGCAAAUGGCAGAUGCAGCUCAGCAGGUUCUGACCAAUCCAACUGAAGUGUCUGACCAAUCGGUAGAUUUCGCAGCGAGUAUAUCACAAGCAAUCGCUGGUCUAAAUCAGGGGCAGGAGAACCUCAAAGCCCAGUUUAAUGAGGACGAUUUGCUCAAAAUGUUCGGCGCUGGCGGUCCCGGCCAGGAGAACGAUUUACUGCCGUUCAUGCAAGGCAUGAUGCAAGGGUUAUUGUCCAAAGAUGUGCUCAGUCCAAGUUUGCAGGACUUUGUGGAAAAACUGCCCGCUUACUUGGAAAACAACAAGGACACUUUAUCGAAAGAGGAUGUUGAACGGUAUGAGAACCAAAAGAAGCUGAUGGAGGAGGUUUUGGAGGAGCUGAACCAGGAAAAGGACACUGACAGUAUCGAAGUGAAAAAGGACCGGUUUUCAAAGGUGCUGGCGCUGAUGAGUAAGCUGCAAGACUACGGUCAACCUCCAGUGGAACUAAUGGGGGACGUGGAUACUCCUUUCGCGUUUGACCCAUCAGGAAACCCAAGUGCAUUGCCCGUUGCUGAUCCGGCAGCUAAUCCGGAAUGCUCGAUUAUGUGAUUCACGUAUGUCUUUGUAGAUAGUAGGAAUUUUAGUCAUUUUACCCUGAGGCCAGGAAAUUUGGGUUGUUGUGUUUUUUGAUCGAAGAAUGAAACAUUCUGAAAAAGGCAAUUUAGGUGGAUCACCUAGUGAAACUUGUUUCAAAUAAAAAUAAAUCUAGACUGAUUAAAGGAGCACGGACCCCAGGCAUUAUGACGACAUAUAAAAUAUUCAAAUUAUUUACGUUGUGCUUUGUUGGUUGUUUUUAUUAUUUAAUUGUUAUUUUUUGUGUUAGAGGAAAGUAGUUUUCUGUUGAUGUUUUUUAAACGGUGCCCCAGCAUUUAAUAUGCACCAAGAACAACAUCGCAUUUAAAAACGUUGCCAAAACCAUCUAAACGAGUUGUACAGUGCGAGCCAAGUAAACUAAACAGCCAGUUUUGCAAACAGUAUUUAUUAAGUUAGUGCUUUCAAAACAGUUUUCAAUAUAAAGCUUAAUAAAUCGAAUAUAAUACAUUCUCAUAGAA